Tachyglossus aculeatus (Australian echidna) is the source of this 939-nucleotide messenger RNA. Its product is annotated as olfactory receptor 6C3-like. The record is from RefSeq and is a predicted model, not a curated record. Gene Ontology annotation, cellular component: membrane. NCBI's taxonomy places the organism in Eukaryota, Metazoa, Chordata, Mammalia, Monotremata, Tachyglossidae. The transcript has a single exon. Gene Ontology annotation, biological process: G protein-coupled receptor signaling pathway. The coding region runs from base 1 to 939 and encodes 312 amino acids. Gene Ontology annotation, molecular function: G protein-coupled receptor activity; olfactory receptor activity.
AUGGGAAACCAGACCAGAGUGACUGAAUUCAUGCUCGUGGGGUUGACGGGGGCCCUUAAGUGGCAGGCGGUGAUAUUCUUCUUUCUUUUUGUCACCUAUGUGCUGAGCAUCACCGGGAACAUGACCAUCUUCACCCAUGCCCUGCUGGACUCCCGCCUCCACACCCCUAUUUAUUUCUUCCUGCGGUACUUCUCCUUCCUGGAGAUCUGCUUCACCACCUCCUGCAUUCCCAGAAUCCUGGCCACCAUUGCUACCGGAGACAGAACCAUUUCCUUUUCCAACUGCUUCACUCAACUGUUCUUCCUCAUCUUCCUGGGGGUGAUGGAGUUCUUCCUACUGACCGCUAUGUCCCACGACCGCUAUAUCGCCAUCUGCCGGCCGCUGCACUAUACGACCGUCAUGAGCCAGAGUGUCUGCGCCUUGCUGGUCCUCUGCUCCUGGCUAACCGGGUUCCUGUUCGUCUUUCCACCUAUUAUCCUUGGCCUCCAAUUGGAUUUCUGUGGCUCGGUAGAUAUUGACCAUUUCUUCUGUGACAUCUCCCCUCUGCUCCUGCUCUCCUGCUCGGACACCGGGCUCCUGAAGAUGAUGGCUUUCGUCUUUGCAGUGGGGACACUCCUGUUCACCUUGGCGUUAGUGGCCAUGUCCUACAGUGCCAUCACCCGAGCCAUCCUGAGACUGCCCUUUGCUCAGCAGGGGAAAAAGGCCAUUUCCACCUGCCCCUCCCACAUGGUCGUAGUCUCCAUCGCAUAUGGCAGCUGCAUCUUUAUGUACAUCAAACCGUCCACCAAGGACAGGGUGGACCUGACCAAGGGGGCGGCUGUGUUGAACACUUCCGUGGCCCCCAUUUUGAACCCUUUCAUCUACACCCUGCGGAACAAGCAGGUCAAGCAGGCCAUCAGGGACCUGGUGCACCGUGUUCGAUUUUCCUUCAGGAGGUGA